Messenger RNA from Glarea lozoyensis ATCC 20868, 525 nucleotides. RefSeq lists its product as uncharacterized. The record is from RefSeq and is a predicted model, not a curated record. Lineage: Eukaryota; Fungi; Ascomycota; Leotiomycetes; Helotiales; Helotiaceae. Bases 1 to 525 code for a protein of 174 amino acids. The transcript has 2 exons.
AUGCACCUCAAACCACCCAACCGGUUCCUCAACACCCUCCUAAAACACUGGCACCACGCCCUAGCCCUUAAACCCCAACACCCAACAUGGUAUCGCCCGCGCCUCAUCGAAGAACUCCAGGAAGUACGAGACGCGAAGACGUUGAUCAUGAAAACGAGUGAGAGGAGUGAUGUACUGUUCUGUUUGCUUAGAGGGAGGUUGGAUGGGGUUACGGGUGUGGACUUUUGUGGUGUGAGGGGGGAGGGGACGGGGGUUGAGGUGGUUGAUGGGGGGAAGGGAGGAGAUGAGGUGAGGUUUGGUGUGCUGGUUUGGGGGUAUAUGGUCGGUAAGUUUACGUUGAGAUGUGCGUUUUAUGCGGUUGUUGGGUUGUGGUUUGGGAGGAGGGGGGAAAAGGGUGUUAGGGAGGUUGUUAAUCCGGGGAGGGAGAGGAAGCUUGUGGAGGUUGCGGAGAGACAUGGUAUUGAUCCGAAGAAGUUUGUGAGGGUUUCGAAGAGGUUGUUGAGGGUUUGGCCUCUUUUGCCGUAG